This is a messenger RNA of Myripristis murdjan (pinecone soldierfish), 2277 nucleotides long. RefSeq names its product X-prolyl aminopeptidase (aminopeptidase P) 2, membrane-bound (gene xpnpep2). Bases 101 to 2122 code for a protein of 673 amino acids. The transcript has 21 exons. The record is from RefSeq and is a predicted model, not a curated record. NCBI's taxonomy places the organism in Eukaryota, Metazoa, Chordata, Actinopteri, Holocentriformes, Holocentridae. Gene Ontology annotation, molecular function: metalloaminopeptidase activity.
CCCACACACACUUUGUCACAUACGCUGCAUAAACAUUGGAGCACCUGCUUUGUUGCCAUUCUGUCUGUGGAUUUGCUUGUGACAGGCAGAUAGUGCCAAAAUGCCCUCCGAUGGCUUGCUGUUGGCUCUGUUUUUAACAUCUCUGGCAGGAAACAGUAUUGCUGCUGUCGCAGAUGGGAGAGCUGAGAGGAACUGCACUGUAUCCCCACCGUACCUCCCCAGCACAGCAGUCGAUACCACUCUCAGACUGAAGGCCCUCAGGGAAGCCAUGCAUCCCCUAGAAAUCUCUGCCUACAUCAUCCCUGGCACCGACGCUCAUCUGAGUGAGUACAUUGCACCGCGCGAUGCCAGGAUGGCCUUCAUGACCGGCUUCACCGGCUCCGCAGGCACUGCUGUAGUUACUCAGACCAAGGCCGUGCUGUGGACAGACAGCCGCUACUGGGUUCAAGCUGAGAGACAGAUGGACUGCAACUGGGAGUUGGAAAAAGAUGUGUCCAUCAGCAGUGUGGCAGACUGGCUAAUCUCUGAGGUUCCAAUGGGCGGCGAGAUCGGCUUUGAUCCCUUCCUCUUCUCCCUCAAAAUGCACGAGGACUACAGCGUCAAUCUGGCUCCUGGCAAUCGCACUCUCAGGUCCAUCCCUAACAACCUGGUCGACAAAGUGUGGACGGACAGACCUGCCAUCCUGCCUGACAGCCUCACCCGCCUGCCAGACCAAGUCAUACAAAGGACAUGGCAGAUGAAGGUGGAGCACAUAAGGAAUCAGAUGGGGGAGAACCCUUACCAGCCCACAGCCCUUUUGCUUUCAGCUCUGGAUGAAACUGCAUGGUUGUUUAAUCUGCGUGGUAAUGACAUCCCAUACAAUCCCUUCUUCUACUCCUACACGCUGCUGACAAUGGACCAGAUCUGGCUCUUUGUGCACAUGCACAGAGUGACAGAGGAUAUAAAGGUUUACCUGAAUGCGUCCUGCAACGGCUCCCUCUGUGUCCAGUUGAAAAACUACGAAGACGUCCGAACCUCUCUCGGGAAUUAUGUGGCUAAACCGGGAGUAAAAGUUUGGGUUGGCACAGAGUACACCAACUAUGCACUUUAUGAGAAGAUCACUCCACAGGAUAAGCUGCUGACCAGCUCCUACUCUCCUGUGCUGACGACCAAAGCAGUGAAAGACGAGACUGAGCAGCGAAUCCUGAGGGAUGCUCACGUGAGGGAUGCAGUUGCAGUCAUCCAGCUCCUGAUGUGGCUGGAGAAGGCCGUCCCCGAGGGGAAGGAGACCGAGCUGAGUGCUGCACGCUAUGUCAACGAGUGUCGCAGCAAACAGGACUACAGCAAAGGCCCAAGCUUUGAAACAAUCUCUGCAAGUGGACCCAAUGCCGCUCUGGCCCAUUACAGCCCCACAGAGGAAACCAACAGGAAGCUGACAGUUGAAGAGAUGUACCUGGUGGACUCUGGUGGCCAGUAUCUAGAUGGCACCACUGACAUCACGCGGACAGUUCACUGGGGAACCCCCACACCGAUGCAAAGGGAAGCCUUCACUCGAGUGCUCAUGGGAAACAUUGAGAUAUCUCGAACCAUAUUUCCCUCAGGGACAAGAGGGGUAAACAUGGAAAUGCUGGGUCGCCGAGCAUUGUGGGAGGUCGGCUUGAACUACGGUCAUGGCACGGGUCACGGCGUAGGAAACUACUUUGGAGUUCAUGAGUGGCCUGUUGGCUUUCAGAGCAACAACAUUCCUUUCAGAGCCGGCAUGUUCACGUCUAUAGAACCAGGAUAUUACAAGGAGGGUGAUUUUGGGAUCCGGAUUGAAGAUGUUGUUGUCAUUGUACCUGCCCAUACAAAGUAUGGCAACAAUUACGUGACCUUUGACACUGUGUCUUUGGUGCCAUACGACAGAAAGCUGAUCGACACCUCGCUCCUUAGCAAUGAGCAGCUACAAUGGCUGAAUAACUACUACUCCACCAUCCGGAAGCUGAUGGGUCCGGAGUUGGACAGACAGGGGCUGCAGGCGGAGAAGGAGUGGAUGCUGAAAAACACAGAGCCCUUCCUGAAAGCUGCAUCCUCUGCGUCCAUCUGCUCCCUCUCGCUGACUGUCGCCGCUGUGGCCGCCGCGCUCCUCCACAACACCGUGUGAGGAGCAGCGUCCUCCUCUUCAUAUCUCUCACACUCCCUCUCCACCUCUAUCACCGCAGAGUUGCACACUAAUGUUACCCCUAUGCAGCCUCUUCUUGCAACAAUGCAACUAAACCAGGUUGAGAGAUGCACUGCAUUUUUAUCACUUAGCUCUUU